AUGUCAUUUCGUCAAUUUGCCGUUGCGGCUAUCCUAGCCCUAGGUCCUCUUGCCAAUGCGAAGAACUUGCAGUCGCCGGCAACAUCCCCAAUACCGGGGACAGAUACCGUCCACGGAUGUUAUAAAUCAUUAGGAACAUUGAAGCUUGAGCAAUCAAUCAAAUUCAACUCGCAGGGUGCAUGCACGACCCUAUGUCGCGACAAGGGUAGCCUCGUGGCUGCUACUAACACAGAAGACUGUUACUGCGGUGACGAAUAUCCUAACAAAGGCGACUUAGUUGACGAUGCUCAAUGCACCGAACCAUGUCCCGGUUUUGGCUCGCAAGCAUGCGGUGGUCUUGACACUUACACGGUUUACAACACCGGAAAGAGGGUAUCAGUUGGUGAGGCGCCGGCCUCUAGUUCAUCCUCUUCAACUCCAUCGAAGACUAGUACAAGCGUCGCAGAUGCUCCAGCCACCACUUCUGAUGCCACCGAGACCGUAACAGCCCCCACCGAGCCCGAGAAGGGUUCCGGAACUAAUGUCGCCGGUAUUGCAGCUGGCGUUGUGGUUGGUGUCGUUGCGAUAACUGCUUUUGGUGGUGCAGUUUUCUUCUGGUUGCGCCGAAAGAGAAACGCCGAGAUUGAAGAAGAACACCGACGGAAUGCUGCUGUUAACGCUUUCAUUAGUGGUGGAAAGCCUCCCAGCAGCAGCGGUGGUGUUUCAAUGACCGACUCUCGUCUCGACCCUGUUAUGAACCGACGAAUGAGCGACGGUAGCAUCGCUGACAACCAAGAUUACUCGCGAAGAAUUCUAAGGGUUACCAAUGCUUGA
Molecule: messenger RNA, 813 nt
Organism: Daldinia childiae
Lineage: Eukaryota; Fungi; Ascomycota; Sordariomycetes; Xylariales; Hypoxylaceae
Product: putative transmembrane alpha-helix domain-containing protein
Exons: 4
Coding region: 1-813 (270 amino acids)
Cellular component (GO): plasma membrane
Source: RefSeq, a predicted model, not a curated record